UAUCAGUGCGUUCAGUCAGGGGCCAUAUUGUUGAUGUGUCACAUCGGGAGGAGAUCACUCAAACGGACUUGACACUCACUAUUCAUUAAAGCAGCUAGAAUAUGGCGUUUUAAAUGGAUUUAACGUAACCGUGCCAGCAGCUGAAGGAGAUCAUGGAGCCUUUGGAUAGUCAGAGCGAACUGAGCCCUGCCUCUGAUCCCUCUCCAAGUCCAGAAGUCAGCACGGGUCUGGAAGAGUCAACCGACGUCCUUAGCAAUGGGAGUGAUCCUGUUUUACAAGAACAGGAGGAGGAGACGGAGCCAGACAGUCUUGAACUAGAUGCUUCUCUUUCAGGUAGUGUUGACAAAGAAACUCAAAGACAAGACACGGACAUGGAAGUACAGGAAGAUGAAGGAGCUGGAGAACAUGCACCGGCUGAUGUUAACAUUAGCUGUGAUAGUGGUACAGCCUCCAUCGAAGACUCCAGGACUCAAGAUAAUGCUGGAGAAUCCCUUCCUGCUGUUCUUGAUGGACAAUUGGAAUGUUCUGGGAUUGAAGAAACAACGGAUGCACUUCCACAAUCUUUUCCGUCUGUUUUGAAUGGGACAGAUGAGUUAAAAACAGCCAAUGGGCAGACAGAACUUACCAGAACUCAUAUGACUCCUACAUCAUCGUCUCAUGCCGAGGAACUGCCUGAUGUUGUUUCAGUGCUUCAAAACUCUCAAACCAAUGCCAACUUGAACCCAUAUGACACAGAGUGCAGUAGAAAGCUGUUGUCGGAGAUCGAGCGCUCGCUGUCACAGGAGUCUCUGCUGGAUGAAUUGGAGGAUGAGCUGUUGAACAGUCAAUCUGAGGGCGUUCGGAAGGGAAGUCACCCUAAUGGGCUUCAGAAGGACCAGAACUCCAUGGUUUUAUUCGAGAAGUGUGUACAGUACAAGUACUCGCAGCAGGAGAAAGCAAUCAAGGGGUUGCUUGAAGAGAAUAAGAAACAUCAGGAGCUGAUUCUGGGCAUCUGCUCUGAAAAAGACAACAUGAGGGAUGAGCUGAAGAAGAGGAUGGAGACAGAGAAACAGCAUCUUUACACCAUUAAGAAGUUUGAAAGCCGGGUGGAGGAACUAACGAAAGAACUAAAAGACUCCAGAGACAAACUGGUUCACCAGGAUCAGGCUGCUAAAAAUGCCAUCCAGCAGAUGCAGAGGGAGAUGGCCUAUAGACUCGAACAGGCCAAUAAAAAAUGUGAGGAGGCUCGUCAGGAGAAGGAAACGAUGGUCAUGAAGUACGUUCGAGGUGAAAAGGAAGCGCUAGAUCUGCGGAGGGAGAAGGAACAGCUGGAGAAAAAGCUACGGGAAGCCACAGCAGAAGUAGACAAACAGGCCCGGCGGGGAAACACGCUGGCCCAGGAGAAAGGACGCCUGCAGCAGCUCUAUGACGCCAAGGAGAAUGAGGUGACAAGACUUAUGCGCGAGCUGGAGAAAGUCAAGGAGGAAAUUAAUUCUCACGUCAUCAAAGUAAAGUGGGCUCAGAACAAACUAAAGAGUGAAACGGACUCUCACAAGGAAACAAAAGACAGAUUAAAAGAAACGACAGCCAAGCUGACUCAAGCAAAAGAAGAGACGGAGCAGAUUCGCAAAAACUGCCAGGACAUGAUCCGCACUUAUCAGGAAUCUGAGGAGAUUAAGUCAAAUGAAUUGGAUGCAAAGCUGCGAGAGACCAAGGGAGAGCUGGAGAAACAAAAACAAGAGCAAACAGACCAGCUAGAGAUGCACAAAGCAAAGAUUAAGGAGUUGGAGGAUCUGAAGAGGACUUUUAAAGAAGGCAUGGAUGAACUGACCACCCUGCGGACCAAGGUUAAGUGUCUGGAGGACGAACGGCCACGCUGGGAAGACGAGCUCUGCAAAUACAGAGAGAUCAUUAACAGGCAGAAGGCUGAGAUUCAAAACCAGAGGGAGAAACUCACUGCCAUCACUAGACUAGAAGAGCAACACCAGAGGGAUGAGCAGGAGAUUGCAUCCUUGCAGGAGGAGGUGGAGAAUCUGAACUCUCAGAUCACUGACCUGCAGCGGGACAUUGAAGGCAGCAGGACGAGAGAGGCAGAGCUUCUGGGCUUUACUGAGAAACUGAGCAGUAAAAAUGCUCAGCUCCAGUCUGAGAGCAACAGCUUACAGGCUCAGCUGGACAGACUGAACAGCAGCUCCAGAGAGCUACACAACAAACUAGAGGACACUGAGAGAUGCCUCUCUGACAUGAUGGACAGAUUGAAGACAGAGGAACAACAGAGGCAGGAGGAAGUUCUGGCGUUGCAAACAGAGAGAACAUCGCUUCAAACAGAAACAUCACAACUAAAGACUCGAGUGGAGGAAUUACGAGACGAACUGGUCACACAGAAGAGAAAACAGGCAGUCAACAUCAAAGACCUCACCAAGCAACUCCUGCAGGCUCGGAAGAAGCUGGAGCAGGUGGAGAACGGAGGAUGCGAUCGAGAGGGCAGCAGUAUGGGCAGCCGCUCCAGUUCCUCAGGCUCUCUAAAUGCACGGGGCAGCAGUAUGGAUGAUCGAUCUCCAGAGAAUCAGUCCGGUUCUUCAGUGGUAGUGGUGGACAGCUUCCCCGAGGUGGACAAAGCUGUGUUGGUGGAGCGUAUUGUUAGACUACAGAAAGCACACGCUCGGAAAAAUGAGAAGAUUGAAUUCAUGGAGGACCACAUCAAGCAGCUGGUGGAGGAGAUCAGGAAAAAAACAAAGAUUAUCCAAAGUUAUGUGCUCAGAGAAGAGUCUGGAGCUCUGUCUUCAGAAGCCUCCGAUUUUAACAAAGCCCACCUGAGCCGGAGGGGAGGCAUUAUGGCCUCGCUGUACACCUCCCACCCUGCUGACAGCGGCCUUACUCUCGACCUCUCACUGGAAAUCAACCGCAAACUCCAGGCUGUGCUAGAGGACACCCUGCUCAAAAACAUCACACUAAAGGAGAAUCUCCAGACGUUGGGUUCGGAGAUUGAACGACUAAUCAAACAGCAAAGGCUGCCGGAUGAUACAGCCGGAAGGAAGUGAAAUCAUUGGAGGAGGAAGACUGCUACAGUAAACAGCACAUUCUGUCCAAUCGAGCCCGUUAUGAAACCAUGUACUCCGUUUGGGAUCAAAACUGUGUUUUUUUUUUCUUUCCCAUCAGACAACUUCAGUCUGACAAAUACACUGGAGGCACAGUUUGCGAUCUUUGAGAUGCUUACAUGACACUUGAAUGGAAUGCAAAGAGAUUAACGGGAUUUGCUUUUAUUCACAUCGUGCCCAAUAGCUAUCCAACUUUUCCGUCCCCCAUAAUGCAGCCUCGAUGAGUGGCGGUCAUCAGGUACAGAGAUGAAAUGCAGUCCUAAAUCCAACACCCUGAAGUUGGGUAGAUGAGUGAAUAUUCUCAUCAGCGUGACCUCACUCUCUUUUGAAGAACAAAAUGUCCUGGACUAAUGGAGAAACGCAGAUUCUGCAGCUCUUUAUAGAGCCUUUCAGAGGCUAUUCAAUGCAUCGUGGGUUAAUGGCCGCUUCUCGCCGCUCUCAUUCCCCCCCUCUUGCAAACGUGCCAAUUAAUGAAUGUAUUAUGUAAUGAAAAGGACCCUUGCGUGUAAGCCACACAGCUCUGACCCGGGAGUGUGGGCAACAUUCCUCAUUCACACUGCUGCUCUGUUUCUUCUACACCCGGAUAGCAUUAUCUCUCGCUAAGCACUUAGGCGAGAACGGCCAUGCCAAAAACUACAGUAAAACACAUUAAUCAGACUGAAUAACUACAUCUCAGAACUUUCAAUUCAUUUAGGGCUAGUCUUAAUAGAGCUUGUGGAUUUUAUUAUCAGCUCGUUCUCUCUGGAUUAAGUUGUAAUUAAAUAUUAUUUUUGCCCCCUCUCCCCUUUUCUACCUCUUCUUAUGCUUUUUUGUCUAAAUAUGCUUUUAUUUUUCUGUGUUCUGUCUUUCUUUUUUUUUUUAAAAACACUUGUUUACUUGUGUGUGUGUGAUAGAUUUUUUUUUGCUCCCAAAAGAUACAAAGGUAUAACAUCCCUGUAAAAUGAAUGAGAAUAUGUAAAUAUUAAGGGCAAAAGUGCAAUUUUAACCCUCCUUUUUGUUUGUUCGACUAAGUCGUAAUCACCCCGGCCAGCAUCCCAUUAGAGACUCCAGCAAAAUAGCCCGAUUUCAUGGCGAUGUAACAUAAGGUACGCAACUUCAUACAGAGUUGAAUCCAUUCCAACCGUUGAAUUGUGACCGCCGGAGGCAUUGCUGGUUUUCUUUUCCCUUCUGUCUCUUUUUGAAGGGUUGCAUGAUAAAGAAUCGCCCUAUCAGACUCCACUAAUGGAUUUUCGCCUUUAGAACUUGUAGGCAGCCAUUUGAUGAUUGGUAGAUCGCAAUCGUUUUAGUGCCAUCUUGGGAUUUCUCCUACUUGAGCCGCUAUUGAAAGUGAAAUCACACCAAUGCACUGUGAUAAAGGGUUUAUAAUAACUUGACAUACCGCUAUAUAAGCUUGUCAAGGUCAUAUCAGCCGUUCCAACAUUGAGAGCCUGCGCUGUUGCUCUCAACACUCCCAAAAACACAUUGCAGACAUUCCGGAAAACACAGGAUGAAGGAAAUGAUGCAAUGCUCGCAAAAAAAUAAGCAUUUACACAGAGCUCUUAUUAGCAAAAUUAAGACUUUCUGAAUCUGUUGAUGAUUUAUCGGUGUGCUUUACAUUCAUUAUUUAUUUCAAGUCUCAAAACAAAAGAAAGGUGUGAAUGUUUGUGAAUGGCAAAUUGAAACUGAAGAAGAAAAAAAAACCACGUGUUGAUUCUGUCUCUGGUUCGUCACUUGUACUCUGCUUGAUUGUAUAGUGAGUGAAACUGUGAUUAUAAAUUUGUAGAUAUAUUGUACAAUGGUCCAAUGUUUUUAAAGUCUUCUGUAUAUAAAUGGCCUUUAAAAAGGGGAUUAAAUGAAAAUAUUAUGAUCACU
Molecule: messenger RNA, 4928 nt
Organism: Danio rerio (zebrafish)
Lineage: Eukaryota; Metazoa; Chordata; Actinopteri; Cypriniformes; Danionidae
Source: RefSeq, a predicted model, not a curated record